Messenger RNA from Gasterosteus aculeatus aculeatus (three-spined stickleback), 603 nucleotides. NCBI's taxonomy places the organism in Eukaryota, Metazoa, Chordata, Actinopteri, Perciformes, Gasterosteidae. The record is from RefSeq and is a predicted model, not a curated record.
AUUUUGAGAGGCUUCACUUUUCUUUAGAAACCUGACAGAAGAAUCAAAAUGUCAAACGACCACCAACAGGGCGAACCUGCCCCCCGCAGACGCUUGGUGCCCUGCAUCAUCAUCUUUGUGCUCGGUGUGGGAUCUCUGCUGCCAUGGAACUUCUUCAUCAUCGCGUCUCAGUAUUUCCAACGGCGCCUGGCAGCAGAACCAAGCACCACGUCGGGGGGCGGAGGCUACAGCUAUGAGCUCUGGAUGACCCUGGCUGCCAAUCUGCCCCUGGUGGUCUCCAGCCUGCUCAACUGCCUCUGCACCAGCGGUUGUGGGCGUGGCCUUCCAGCGGCUCUGCGCAGGUGUUGUGGGCGUGGCCUUCCAGCGGCUCCGUGUGGGAGUUGUGAUCUUAAACACUGCCCGCUCGUGGUCUUCACCAUGGUCUUGAUCAUCGGGUUAUUUGCUGCCACGGCCGUCCUGGUGGAUGUCGACAUGGAGCCGCGCAUCUUCUUCUACGUCACCAUGGCGACCAUCGUGGUCAUCAACAUGUCCAACGGCGUGCUGGUGGGGAGUCUGUUCGGUGUGGUCAGUCUGCUCUUCCAACAGCACUUGCGUUUUUCAUGA